GGAGAGCCAGUGAAGAAAGGUUUCGGUGUUUACCGAGAUGGGAGAAUCGUGAGCGUGUUUAAACCUCUUCGGAUCCAGCUGAGAGAGUGAGGUGACUAUUCCUGGAGACGAAAGGGAUGAAUAACAGAGUAGAGCAAGUCACAUCCUGAGAAAGGGUCUCUUCAUCUUCCUGAUAUAUGGGGUGUACAACACAGAGGCUGCCUGCCGCACCUGGAUGACGGCCUUCCUUUUCCAGUAGCCUUCAGCCAGGCCUCCUCCGGGGUAUGAAAGUCGGCGGCGGGUUCCUGAGCGGCAGCGGCGGCUCCGGCGGCAGGCGGGCGGAGAUGGAGCCCACCUUCCCGCAGGGUCUGGUCAUGUUCAACCACCGGCUCCCCCCGGUCACCAGCUUCACCCGGCCGGCCGGCCCGGCCGCCCCUCCCCCGCAGUGCGUGCUCGCCGCCUCUACCUCCGCGGCCCCGGCGGCCGAGCCCCCCCCUGCGCCGGCCCCGGACAUGACUUUCAAGAAGGAGCCGGCGGCCUCCGGCGCGGCCUUCCCGGCGCAGAGGACCUCCUGGGGCUUCCUGCAGUCUCUGGUCAGCAUCAAGCAGGAGAAGCCGGCGGACCCCGACGAGCAGCCGUCGCACCACCAUCACCACCACCACUACGGGGGGCUGUUCGCGGGGGCCGAAGACAGAUGCCCGGGCCUGGGAGGAAGCGGGGAAGGGGGCAGCCACGGCGUCAUCCAGGACCUCAGCGUUCUCCACCAGCACGCCCAGCAGCAGCCCGCCCAGCACCACCUGGCCAGCGCCAGGACUGACGAGCGCCAUGACAACGGGGAGCCAAAGCAGGACACUAACUUAGUCAAAAAGGCGAAGAGGCCAAAGCCAGAAUCUCAGGGAAUCAAAGCCAAGAGGAAGCCAAGCGCAUCUUCCAAACCUCCUGUGGUUGGAGAUGGAGAAGGCGCCAUCCUCUCCCCAAGUCAGAAACCUCAUAUCUGCGAUCACUGUAGCGCUGCUUUCAGAAGCUCCUAUCACCUGCGGAGACACGUCCUCAUCCACACGGGAGAGAGACCUUUCCAGUGCAGCCAGUGCAGCAUGGGCUUCAUUCAGAAAUACCUCCUGCAGAGGCAUGAGAAGAUCCACAGCAGAGAGAAGCCAUUUGGGUGUGACCAGUGUAGCAUGAAGUUCAUUCAGAAGUACCACAUGGAGAGACACAAGAGGACACAUAGUGGAGAAAAGCCAUAUAAGUGCGACACUUGCCAACAGUAUUUUUCGAGGACUGAUAGACUGUUGAAGCACAGACGCACGUGUGGUGAAGCCAUAGCGAAGGGAGCCGCAAGCGCAGAACCUGGGUCGUCAAACCCUCACAGUAUGGGUCACCUGGCUGUGUUGUCUCAGGGAAACACCAGUUCUUCAAGGAGAAAAACCAAGUCCAAAAGCAUAGCUGUCGAAAAUAAGGAACAUAAGACUGCUAAGGCGACCGAAUCACCAAUUUCCAACAGCCUGAGCGUGCAGAGUUACUCCGUAGAGAUGCCUGCUAUGUCUUCCGGUGGAGGCAUAAUCGGCCCUGGUGUGGAUGAACUGCAGAAAAGGGUGCCAAAAUUGAUCUUUAAGAAAGGCAGCAGAAAGAGUACAGACAAAAACUACCUUAACUUUGUGUCACCAUUACCAGACAUAGUUGGACAGAAGCCUUUGUCUGGGAAACCAGGUGGCUCACUUGGCAUAGCAUCGAGUACUGGUGUGGAGACCAUUAGUCUUCUCCAGGGUACAGGUGGCAAGCAAGGCCAGAUGAAUAGUAAUUAUGAUGAUGCCAUGCAGUUUUCGAAGAAAAGAAGAUACUUACCAACUGCCAGCAGCAACAGUGCCUUCUCUAUAAACGUGGGACACAUGGUCUCCCAGCAGUCCGUCAUUCAGUCUGCAGGGGUCAGUGUUUUGGACAGUGAGGCCCCAUUGUCACUUAUCGACUCCUCAGCUCUAAAUACUGAAAUUAAGUCUUGUCAUGACAAGUCUGGAAUUCCGGAUGAGGUUUUGCAGAGUAUUUUGGAUCAGUAUUCCAACAAGUCAGAAAGCCAGAAGGAGGAUCCUUUCAACAUAACAGAACCACGAGUGGACUUACACGCCUCAGGAGAACACUCUGAGUUGGUUCAAGAAGAGAAUUUGAGCCCAGGCACCCAGACCCCUUCCAGUGAGAAGGCAAGCAUGUUGCAAGAAUACUCCAAGUACCUCCAGCAGGCUUUUGAAAAAUCCACGAAUGCGGGUUUUACGCUUGGACACGGUUUCCAGUUUGUCAGCUUGUCUUCGCCUCUCCACAACCACACUUUAUUUCCAGAAAAACAGAUAUACACUACGUCUCCUUUAGAGUGUGGUUUCGGCCAGUCUGUUACCUCAGUGUUGCCAUCUUCAUUGCCAAAGCCUCCUUUUGGGAUGUUGUUUGGAUCUCAACCAGGUCUCUACCUGUCUGCUUUGGAUGCCACCCAUCAGCAGUUGACACCGUCCCAGGAGUUGGAUGAUCUGAUAGAUUCUCAGAAGAAUCUGGAGACCUCUUCAGCCUUUCAGUCCUCAUCUCAGAAACUGACCAGCCAGAAGGAACAACAGAAAAACUUAGAGUCCUCAGCCAGCUUUCAGAUUCCAUCUCAGGAGUUAGCUAGCCAGAUAGAUCCUCAGAAAGACCCAGAGCCUAGAACGACGUACCAGAUUGAGAACUUUGCACAAGCAUUUGGUUCUCAGUUCAAGUCGGGCAGCAGGGUGCCAAUGACGUUUAUCAGUAACUCUAACGGAGAAGUGGACAAUAGAGUAAGGACUUCAGUGUCAGAUUUCUCAGGGUAUACAAACAUGAUGUCUGAUGUAAGUGAGCCAUGUAGUACGAGAGGAAAGACACCCACCAGCCAGAGUUACCGGUAAGGUCCCCAGAGUGACCGGGCUGGAGGUCUUCUAAUGUAAUUUUGUUUUAUUUUGAGAACACUGCCAUUGGAAUGUUUCUACACGAUCCUAUUAAGAAUAAUGUAAUGCCCUUUCAAUGCAACUUUUCAUAUUUAGUUUAUUUUGUUAGCGUGAUUUUAGCUCUGUUUGUAUUAUGAUUUUUAAUCAAAAUCAAUAGAUUAAAAAUAGUUUGCCAUUCAAAGUGACAAUGUUUAGCAAUCAAAUUUACAUGUAUAGAUCGUCAGGGAAUAGCCCAAAAGUUUUAACUGCAAAAAAAAAAACAAAAAACAGAAAACAAAACAAAAAAAACCUACAAAAAAACAAAACAAAAAAAAACACAAAAAAACUUUGUUGCUAGGACUAAGGUUAUUCUAAUUGCUUCACUCUCAGGAAAGUGUAAUAACGCGUGGGAAUUCUGUACGUAUCACUGUAAUGGAAUAUCCAAUUUACAGAUAGUAGGAUACACAUUUCAUCAUUUAAGUAAGGGAUCGAGAACAUUUCAAAUUGCUCUAUCUGGGCUGAGGUGAUACACAUUUCAUCAUUUAAGUGGGGGAUCGAAAACAUUUCAAAUAGCUGUCUCUAUCUGGGCUGAUCCAAAAUUCUGAGAUGUUGGCUACCUGUAUUUUUUUGCAGCUUUUAAAUGUACUCUGAACUUCCAAACCACAUUCAUUCCAGCCUGGUAGAACAAAUAUUCUUGGAUCUUUGAUCAAAGCCUGGAAUGAUAGCUUUAAUAAAAGAAGAAAAAAAAGCACCCUCUCCUUUUAUCCCCACUGUAAUAGGCUGUAAUCCCAUUAGGAGUCCGCUGACAUCUAGAAGAGUGUCGAAGCCCAAGUGGUUGGUUCCAGUAUUAGAACCCCAGUUGGAAUUACACCGUUCUUUGAAAUUUGGGGUCUGGUUAUUAUACAUGGCCUAAAGACAUUGCCCUCUUGUCUGUAUUCCUACCUGUCACCCACACUUCUGGGGUUCUCUUGUUACUAAUCUGUCUUUCUAAGAGUUCUGGACCUUCCUUGUUCCUUCUUUCUCUCUUGGCAGUUUUGAUUUUAGAAUGAUUUACAUUCUAUAGGUAAUUUUAUUGUGCAUUUUAUAUGCCUAUGGCAUCCAGAUACUAAACAAUAAAGUCAACAUCCCCACCCCCCCACCCCAGAUUUUCAUGUAUAGUAAAGCCCUACAGACUCGGAGCUAUCGAUACUAAUAAGGGUGUAAUUCCAACUGGUGCCACAGCUAAUGUGAGGGAGAAGAGGGUCUCGUUUAUUUAUGACAUCAGAGCCUCUGUGAAAUCGCAGCCUUGGAUGUCCAUUGAAAGGGUGCGUUAGUCAGUAUUGUACAGGGGUCUUGUAAAGUCGUCAGAACUUGCUAUCAAUGCUAAUUGCCAUUUGCAGCUGCUGCUAGUGGCUCUGCUCUAAACCACUUCUUAGCAAUUGUAUUUUUUUCCUGAUUAUAUUUUUUAAUGUACUUUGGUGUUUAUGCUGAUGAGUUUUUUAUGUACUUUUGGUGAUGUUUCAGUCUUAUGUACUCUUCUGACGUCAGAAAAGUACCACUGGUUGUUUGCAGUCUUAUUGUGUAAUCAGCCUACCACAGGCUUCCAUGUAUAAUAAAGUAAUUAAUAUUGUGCAAGUGUAAAACACUUAUGAAAGCAGUGUUUGGAAAAUAAGAAAUUAUUAAAAAUGGUUACAAAAUGCUAGUUAAUUUCCUCUCCCCACCUUCCUCCCUUAAGUGUUUAUCAGCUAAAGGGUCACCUAUUUGUUAUUGCAAAAUCCUUAGAAAAUGUGUUUAAUCCUCUUAAAUGCUUUCAAUUCUAAAAAGUUUGUAUUUCUUAUUUCGGAAAGUGCAGCUGAGUUCCGUUGAGUACAGAGUACAGCUGUAAUCAGAGGAUGGAGAGGGCCUUUACCACUGUUAUCUCUUAAGCUGUAUUUUUCUCCAGUGUUUUGUUUUAUACAGGUUUUGAAUUUCUUUAACUUUUAUUGUGUGUACUGAAUACUGCAUAUGUAUUAUUAUUCUGAUUGUUUGCCCUAGUUUACUACCAAUAAAAGACCUGUUAAUCACAAAAUUAAAGAAAGGAGCUAUCACUUAAUAUCCA
Molecule: messenger RNA, 4974 nt
Organism: Rhinolophus ferrumequinum (greater horseshoe bat)
Lineage: Eukaryota; Metazoa; Chordata; Mammalia; Chiroptera; Rhinolophidae
Gene: ZNF281
Product: zinc finger protein 281
Exons: 4
Coding region: 264-2879 (871 amino acids)
Source: RefSeq, a predicted model, not a curated record